CCAAAUGCUUAUAGAGGCAACAAAGGCUAUAGUGGGAAGUGUGAAACAAUGGGAGAAUGGGAUACUCGUUUGAUUUCCCAGACAUUUUGUGUCUCCUCCUUCACCCUGCAUUUCAGAGAGAGCUCACUCUGCCAAGUGGAGUCGAGUCACAUUUAAUUUUAGCCACAGCACAGGGCAGCCACAACUUGACUGCUUCUCACUGCUAACUCUGCUUACUUACUGCUGCUGCAGAAGGAGAGAAGCUGAUCAGACCAGGGCAGCAGUGAGCUACCCCCCAACUGUGACAAGCAGUCUUCUACAGGUAGGUCCACGGAAUAGGAUAAGGACUCCACCCAUUAAGACCAGGAGUGUGUGUGUGUGUGUGUGGAAAGGACCCAGGAGAAAACCAGAACCUUAACUUGAACUAUAACAACAGCAACGCCCCCCAUGGAGUGCCAGGGGGUCCUGCUGCAUUUCCUGAGCAUCGUCUUCAUCCUGAGCUCCCUGUUCAAUCUGGCGCGCUUCUGGAGAACGCCUGCAUUUUACGGACGCUACCAGGACCCCUCUGGCAGUGGUUGUGUGGUGCCAGCCAAAGUGGCCUGGUUUCUGCAGGAGCUUCCAGCCUUUCUGUGUCCCCUGCUGCUACUUUUGUUCACCUCAAAUGAAGCCUCCGCAGUGGGCAUGUACAUACUGUUUGGAAUGUUUGGCCUGCACUACUUUCACAGGACAUUUAUCUACGCCCCACUGACCUGUGGACAGCCAUUUCCUGUUGAUGUCAUGGUGUCGGGAGCAGCCUUCUGUACGGGAUCAAUAUUGUUUUACCUUGGAAUGGCCAUCAAUAUCCACAGUGACCGCAUUCUUCGCAACCUCAGAAAACCUGAUGAGAAAACGUACAAGAUCCCCAGAGGAGGCCUAUUUGAGUAUGUGUCCUGUGCCAACUAUUUCGGGGAGAUUCUGGAGUGGCUGGGUUACGCCAUAGCAGCCUGUUCCUUACCCUCCUUCUCCUUCACCUUCUUCUCGUGGUGUUUCAUCAUCCCCAGAGCCCACAAUCAUCACAGGUUUUACCAUGAGAAAUUUGAAGAUUACCCCAAAUCUCGAAGAUGCAUCAUUCCUUUUAUCUAUUAGAGCCUGUGUACACUUAACUGUAACAUACCAGAGCACUGGAGCAUUGCCUUUGUGAUUUUAUAGAAAAUGUUCAUAUAAUACAGGACCCAUGUUAAAUGUAAUUUUCUCAUGUUGUUUAAAACUCCUAUUUCUAAAUAACAAAAUCUGUUCAUUUAACUUUAAAAUAUAAACAGUGACACUUUAGGUUACUUCAUAAGAGUGACAUGACACUCUUAUAACCCUAACACUAACCCUUACCUGUCAUGACAAAAACCGAAUGACACUAGACAGAAGCGAGUGACAGAAGUGUGACACAUUCAUGACAGUGUCAUGUCACUCUUAUGUAGAUACUGUACCUUCAAGUAAAGUGUAACCAUAGAAACAAACAGAAGAAAAGAGUUUUGGUUGCAGGUCCUUUAUGCACAUUGUCCUUCAAUUAAAAGAUGAAAUAUGAACAGUAAA
This is a messenger RNA of Alosa sapidissima (American shad), 1545 nucleotides long. Its product is annotated as 3-oxo-5-alpha-steroid 4-dehydrogenase 2-like. Bases 427 to 1104 code for a protein of 225 amino acids. The transcript has 5 exons. Gene Ontology annotation, biological process: steroid biosynthetic process. Gene Ontology annotation, molecular function: 3-oxo-5-alpha-steroid 4-dehydrogenase activity. Gene Ontology annotation, cellular component: membrane. The record is from RefSeq and is a predicted model, not a curated record. NCBI's taxonomy places the organism in Eukaryota, Metazoa, Chordata, Actinopteri, Clupeiformes, Clupeidae.